Messenger RNA from Nicotiana tabacum (common tobacco), 432 nucleotides. The record is from RefSeq and is a predicted model, not a curated record. NCBI's taxonomy places the organism in Eukaryota, Viridiplantae, Streptophyta, Magnoliopsida, Solanales, Solanaceae.
AUGGCAAGGAAGAUAGUUGUAGUCUUGGUUUAUGUUGAUGAUUUGUUCAUCACAGGCAUUGAAUUUUCCAAGAGUGGUGAAGGGAUCCUCAUGCACCAGAGGAAGUAUGCCUUGGAGCUAAUUGUUGAUUUAGGUUUUUCUAGUUCUAAGCCUAUUGUCACACCCAUGGAGUUGAAUGUCAAGCUCACUACUGUUGAAUUUGACACUCAUGUUGGUCCUAUUAAGGACAAGGCCUUAGAUGAUCCAGGACCUUAUCAGAGAUUACUUGGGCAUUUAUUGUACCUCACUAUCACUCGACCUGAUAUUUCAUUUGUUGUCCAUUAUCUCAGUCAGUUAAUGCAUUCUCCAAAAACUUCUCACUGGGAGGUUGCACGUCAAAUAUGUUAUGUCUUGUCCUGGUCUAGGGGUCUUAUUGUCAGUUGUUUGUUCUGA